Tribolium madens (black flour beetle) is the source of this 1120-nucleotide messenger RNA. RefSeq names its product cleavage and polyadenylation specificity factor subunit 5 (gene Cpsf5). Bases 184 to 915 code for a protein of 243 amino acids. Lineage: Eukaryota; Metazoa; Arthropoda; Insecta; Coleoptera; Tenebrionidae. The record is from RefSeq and is a predicted model, not a curated record. Gene Ontology annotation, molecular function: mRNA binding. The transcript is spliced from 5 exons. Gene Ontology annotation, cellular component: mRNA cleavage factor complex.
GCUAGUGAUUUUCAUUGUUGCGUUAAUGGCGCCGAGUGGUGUUGUGUUUGUAUAAAAAAUCGGCGUCAGUGUCCGUGUUGUUUUAAAUAAAAACUAGUUUCUUAAUUAAUUUUAAGAUCAAAAGUGUGAAUUGAAGGUAAAACGAAACCGAAUUAUUUUAUCAAACAAGCGCCCCAUUUGGGUAUGGCAAUGACGUCUUCACAAGUAAAAGCACAACAAAAUAACAUGGCCGGUAGCGGGUGGCCCCGCAGAAACAGUCAAAAUUCCACCACCGCUGUGGCCCCCACGUCCACAUUCGAGAACAAAUAUUCAGUCACUUCCCCGGCAAUCAACAGGAUAAUCAAUUUGUAUCCUCUCACAAACUACAUCUUUGGCACAAAGGAGCCCCUUUUUGAAAAAGACCCCAGUGUCCCUGCCCGUUUUCAAAGAAUGCGCGAUGAAUUCGAAAGGAUAGGUAUGAGGAGGAGUGUCGAGGGGGUUUUGCUUGUUCACGAACAUGGGUUACCACAUGUUUUAUUGUUGCAAUUGGGGACGACGUUUUUUAAAUUGCCGGGGGGUGAAUUAAAUCCAGGGGAAGAUGAAGUGGAAGGCCUCAAAAGACUUCUAACAGAGACCCUCGGCAGAUUGGAUGGCGUGAAACAAGAUUGGCUAGUGGAAGACAUCAUUGGCAACUGGUGGAGGCCCAACUUUGAACCACCUCAGUAUCCAUAUAUUCCACCACAUAUAACGAAACCUAAGGAACAUAAGAGGCUUUUUUUGGUUCAACUACAAGAAAAGGCCCUUUUUGCCGUUCCGAAAAAUUACAAGUUGGUAGCCGCCCCUCUCUUUGAGCUUUAUGACAAUUCACAAGGGUAUGGGCCGAUAAUAUCGUCAUUACCACAAGCCCUGUGCAGAUUCCAGUUUAUUUAUAUGUAAACAGACGAAGAAUGUGAACUGCAAUAGAAAGUUAAGGAACAAAAAAUAAAAUUAGUGUUUCUUUUGUAUUUAUGCUAUUUACUUUUAAGGAUAGUGUUGCGAGUAAAAUUAAUUUAGUACAGUUUCAAUUUUGUUAUACAGUUUUAUUAAUUUACAGAAAGUAUGUUAUCGUCAUAUACAUAAAUAUAAGGAUGUCUUUCGACUA